GAUUCUGGUAUUGCGGCUUCGCGCGUGGUUCGACCCGAUCCAAAAUGGCGGCCGUUCAAUGUCGUCCUCUGAAAAGGCCAAGACUUGGUCCUCCUGACGUCUAUCCUCAAGACGCCAGACAGAGAGAGGACGAAUUGACGGAGGAAAAUGUCAAGAAAGGAUUCUCGUAUCAGCCUCUCUUCAGCUGCAGUGAGUAUGGGUCCGCAAAAGACAUUGUUUCCAAUGUACCCCUGUCAAAGUUUGUCCAAAGCUUCAAUAACGUGACCCAAGAAAAACAGAAAAUCAACACUUUUCAGGAUGCAAACAAGAGGAAAUCACAAAUAGUCAAGGAGAACUUUUGGCCUGUAACAGCAAGGUCAAGGAACUUGAUACAGCAGUGGUUUCUUGAUCUGGCUGGGAACAAGCCACUCAAGAUUUUAUCCAAAAAAGUACCUAUUCUUAACAAGAAGGAGGAAAUUUUUAGCAGCCUGUGUGAUAACGAUGUUCCCAUGCUGCGGGCGGCAUGGUUUAUUAAGAUGACGUCAGCCUACAAUACAGUCAUAUCAGAAGCAAAAAUCAAGAAAAGAAUUAUUGCAGAUCCCUCACUAGACUGGACGUUCUCCUUGACCAAGUACCUCCGUGAUCAGCUAAUGAAGGUAUCAGACUUCUAUCAAGGUCACUUUUCCGGUAUCUCCGCGUCUCAGCACCAGCAAAGGAUGACAGCAGAGGUAGAGCCUCAGCGACAAUGGAACUAUACUGUCCGACUUGCCAACUGGCUUUAUGAGGAGAGCCUGUUGGAUCGUCAAGAGUUCCUGCACUGGUUGCUAGAUGUGUUUGAGAAAAAGGCCAGUGACGAUGUGCUGCUCAAGUACCUUGUGCCAUUGAUUCUUAGGUAUGUGGACCAGUUUGUGUUAUCACAAACUCUUGCCAAAAGCCUGGCCCAAGUAUGCACCAAGAAGCUCUCAACUCUCUACCUUGCCGCAGAGCAGAUGCAGUCAGAGCAACCGCCGAACCAAGUCACCAAACCUCAGACGAACAACAGCUUCCCUACAGCACUCUCCACAAAUGGAUCAAAUGACAGCUCUUUUACACCCGUUACAUCUUCAUCCUCUACAUCAACUGUGCUUUCCCAGUACAAGAACUGCUCACAACAUAACUCCCUGGUGCUUGCACUAGGCGCAAUUAUCCAGGCAGUAACCAUAUGCUGUCCAGGUGCCUUGGUAUGGAACUCCACUGUCUGUUCGUCUGGUCAGUCAUCAUCCAGCAGUAACUCUGGAGACCAGACCAAGCCCCAAGUACUUGGAUCUCCAUUAGAUAGGCUUCCAAUGGCGCCUUCGGCAUUACCAAUGCCUGGAGGUGGAAGCAACAAUCCCAUCAACCAAGAGGUGAUGCUUUCACUACUUGCAAGUGAAGAAUCAGUCAAAACUCGAGGACUAGCUGUUGAAUCUCGCUGGUCUCCCGACAAAUACCAAGACAAGACAUCAGCUGUCUGCUUUUCAGUCAUAGCUGUGAACCGAGUGCUUACCACUCUGGAAAUACUCGACAAGUAUGACUUCACCCGGGCAGACAACACCAACUGUAUUGACCUUCUCUAUGCCAAGAUAUUCACCUCUGCCUCUAAAGGAAAUAGAGAGCUGACUUCAACAGAUGAGGCCAUUGCCCUAUUGCUAUGCGAAUGGGCCAUUUCAAAGCAUCGUGUUGGCAAGCACCGUGCUUUCGUUGUGGCUAAACUACUACAGAGAAGACAGUCAGAUCUGUUGAAUAAGAAAGAUGAUAGUACCUCAGGUGGUGAAGAGAGCAACAGCUCUCGUCACAACCCCAUAGCCACACCCGUCUGUCAGAAAGUCCUCCUGGAAUUCCUAGAUAACUAUGCUCCAGUGGUUGAAAGUUACCAGCACAGUAAAGGGGACCCAAGCUUUGCACAACUUGUGCUUUUGUUCGUGGAGCUAGUCCGACAUGACGUCUUCUCCCACAAUGCCUAUCUGUGCACUCUCAUCUCGCGAGGAGAUCUGCAGCCUACCCCUGCUGUAUCCAUACCCUCCCCACCCAGGCAAAUAGGGGAGACCCCCCUGCCUUUGCCUGUAAUGUCAGACAUCGAGGAGUGUGUCCAGGAGGGGGAUGCUCAUGGUGUGCCAGGGAUGGAUGUACCAAUGUCCACACAUGAAGAUGUACUGCGGAAAGACCUCAGUAGUGAACUCGAGCUGGACCGUGAGCUGACUCUACACCAGGAGCAACUUGAGAGGUUGCUUGACCAGGGUGACGCUGAGGGGUGUCUGGACCCUGACCAGGCCCAGUCUCUACACAUGGCAGUGUCUGGUGUCCAGGGAAUCCAGACAGAUCCGGGUCUUCAGUUCUACUCCUCUACGACUGAACUGUCAUCCUCUCACGGCCUCAAAGAGUCAAUAUCCAUUGAAGCUGCCUCUCACAGCUACAACAGCAAGUCCCAGCACUUACAGUAUGCUACUCACUUCCCCAUCCCACAUGAAGCAGCCACGACACAUGAGUGUAACCAGAGGCUGGUGCUGCUGUACGGUGUUGGUAAAGCAAGGACGGAAGCCAUCAACAAGAGCAAGGAGGUCACCAAAUUACUGGUCAAGACCCUCUAUGAUCUUGCAGGUUCUGGUCAUGGAAGUGUUGGUGGAGGUGAAUACAGCCAGUGCCUCACCACCUCGGAGCUCAGUGAGCGUCGCGCUAAGGAGGAACAAUGGACAUCUCUCUACAGUAAAUUCUCCAGCCUACCAUGCUUUGAUCAGUAUAUGGCAGUGGCUGAGUGUGCCAACGCCCUGCGUGAUUUGCGCAUGUCCAAUCCACCCAUGUUUGGCUUGACUUCACGACUGCCUAGUAUUGACCAGCUGGUAUUCCUGUAUGACUUGUAUGAGUUAUCAGGAGACAUUCAUGGCCUGUUGGAGUUCAUUGCUUUUGUCUUGAUGCCUGAUGGUGAUGACUAUGCUCAGAUACAGAUAAUACAGAAUACAUCAGUGAUAGGCACCCUACCCACCAAGUCUAUCGUGACCAUUGCCAUGUUGCGCCGCUACCACAGCUGUCUAGUUCUCAUGCCUGAUCACAUUGCAAGGGUAUUCAAAGGACUUCUGCAGACAGUCGAGAAUAUCGCAGAUCCAGCCGUGUGCACUUCAUCUGAGCGCUGCAUCCUCGCCUACCUCCAUGAUAUUUAUGCACCCCAGGGACAACUAGGGGUAAAGUUUGCUGAGAUCUUUAGCACGGCUCAUCAAAAGAUCAAAGACUCCAUUUGUUCCACGACUAAACCUUCUGCCACCACUGCACAGUACGACUCCAAAUUCAUGACCGAGUACUUCCAGAAUCCCAGGACAAAGCGGUUAAACGGGAUCUGGGACCAUCUGCGGAUGCACAAAAGACCCUCCGAUGUCUACAGUUUUGUAUGCAACGCCAUGAUGAAUGUGUGUAACUGCCAGAACAGCGAGAGGUUGUAUGAUAUCGCAGUACUUUGUGCAGAAGUCACGGCUCAUUACAGUCGCCUCAGCUCUGAGUGGCUGGGCAUCCUGAAAGCCCUCUGCUGUUCCUCAAGUAGCGCUGCAUGUUUCGUGGACUUCCUCCUAGAGGUGGACGUGAGCGAUCUGUCGAUCCACGAAUCUGUGGCCACGUUUACUGCGCUGAUGAUCGCGCGCCACUGCUUCUCCCUGGAAGACGUUAUUUAUCACGUGGCUCUACCCUCCCUGCUCGCCGCCCUACCCUCAGGUGGCGAAAACCAGGAGGCGGAGGCUGGGGCGAGACUCACGUGUCAUCUUCUGUUGCGCCUAUUGGAUGAAUCCACUGACGUCAUGUCACAUGAUCACUCGUCCGCAUCCAAGUACUCGUUCAAGUCCUCGCCGGAUCAUAAUCUCCUGGCGGCUGCGCAUGAGCACAUAGUGGUGGACGCUGUACUAGCGGUAUUGAAGGCGAUGCUCAAGCUAUCUGAAGCAGGUCGGAAUAAUGGUCUUGGGUCACACGGUACCGAGUCGUCACGUGACGAUGGAUUCAGAACCUGGUUUUCUGCUAAGUUGGAUGACUUCAUGGACAGCUCUGGGAGCACAGGAGAUAUCUUCCCUCCACCACUGGCGUCCAGUCGAUCAGCGAUGGAGACGUCCAACACGAGUGCAUUCGCAGGCUUCACCCUCCAGGUGAUCUGUAGUCAGGAGUGGGUGCGGGAGCGGUGCCUCCACGACCUCGAGAAGCUUUGCUCACCGGAGCUGCUGCUAGAUCCUGCUCUGACCGUCAGUCAGGCCCGAAAACUGUUACAUUUGAUCUGUUAUCCUGCCGGCGUCCCCACCUCGCUUGGAGGGCCAUCCAUACUUCCUGGUGGCGAGACAGAAACCGUAAAGGAAGCAGCUAGCAGGAUUCUUCAGAACUUGGACCAAUGGUCUCUUCGCAAGUCCUGGCUGGAGCUGCAGUUGAUGAUCAAGCAAGCAUGCAAAGACGCCCAGAUUAUCGCUAAGCACUCGCCAAAAGAGGAGGUGGGUCCCCUACUAGACGCGAUCGCCACUGGCGCCAUGAGUGUCUUCGUCCAGCGGCACGACACCUCACCACUCGCCACAGCUCACAACAGCCCCAAGUCCAGCAUCAUCAAGGGUCCAGAGUGGCUCGUAGCUCCUCUUAUCUCCAAGCUUUCCAACUCGGUUCAGGGGAGGUUACUGAAAGCAGCGGGAGAGGUAUUGGGAUCAAGGCAGUGGUGGAAAGAACACACAUCAAAAUCAUCCGGGUCCACCUUGGUCCACACCCAGCCUUUCCUAUCGCUUGUCUUAGCGUGCCUCAAAGGCCAGGAAGGGCAACGGGAAGGUCUGUUGUUGUCAAUCAGUCGGCAGAUCUCGCAGUUGUUACAGGCUCCAGUUGAGGAGAGAUGCCCGGCGGACCUUAAGAGCAAGGAAGUUUUACAAGAAGCCUUGCAUUUACGCAUCAGCCUGGUGGGGGCGAUGUUUGACACCAUUCAGCGCAGCGUGGCCUUGUCUAGUGAUUGGGCGAGUGUACUCUUCCAACUCGUGAGCUCCGGGACCAUCACCACGGAGUCUCUGCCUUCCAAAAAGGAACUACUGACGAACGUUCUGGACAUGGUAUGUGUACUCAUCAGUGUGGUUACCAACACGGACGGGCUUUCAGGACCAGCUGCCGAAGAGUCCAGGAAAGCAGCGGGUGCACUAUUCAAGAAGCUUAAGCGCGAGCUUGCAGGCAAGAGUCCCAUGGAUAUUAUCCAGUGCAAGCAGUUGCUCCCGUUGCCCUCUCUGUCACACAACGUGUACACCGUGGAGCCCUCGACGGAGACAAGCCCAGCACAGACCGACAUGCAGGGCUUACAAAUCAACGGGAAGCAAAAAAUCAGCGCGUGGGAGUUGAUGGAAGGACAAAAGAACCCCUCCCCCUUUGCUUGGGCAUGGUUUGGUGCCGUGCGCAUAGAGCGCAAGCCCUUGAGGUACGAGCAAGAAUUCCGCAAGCUUAUGCACCACAACCAUGCCAGGCGAAAACCUGCCAGCUACUUCAUGAAUACGAACCAUGAAGACAGUGAGGAUGAUGAGGAGGACGAGAAGAUGGAAGCUGAGGAGGGGGGCGACAAAUCCAGUCAACCUGCGACACCACAGACACCUGCCGAGGCUAAAGGCCAACUUAAAUCCAUCGGGACCCCCGGAACGCCCAGUUCCACUUUGGGACAAGCCACCCCUAGCUCCCAGCCCGACCAAGCGGUCGCCACACCUGAUGAGAAACCCAAACCCAAAGCUCGUCGCCCUGCUGUCAAACGACAGCGAUCACAAGGGCCGAGCAUGGCACAGCAACGUAAACUUCAGCAGCAGCUGCAGAAACAGUAUCUCCAACCCCAGCAGGCAGGGAUGCUGUACGGCCAACAGGGGCAACAGUACCUCCCCCAGCAGGGCGUGGCAGGACAGAUGGCUCCUGGGGCUCAACCAAGGAGACCUGGUCAGACAACUGCAAUGCUUGCGCAACUUCUACAACAACGCCAACAACAGCAGCAGCAACCCCAACAAGCCCAGCAGGCGAUCUACAUGCAACAGCAGUUACAGCAACAGACACAGCAGCUACAGCAACAGACACAGCAGCUGAGACACCUACCGACACCUCAACAAACGAUGCAGCCUGGUCAAGCAGUAACACUACGACCAGAACAGCCUUAUGGUUUCAGUCAAGCCCAAAGACCCACCAACCUGCAGAUCCCAGCACGCCCUCAAGGCCCAGCAAGGGCUUCCACGCCCAACACCCCUACCUCCAUGGGACUACCCACCUCAGCCGGGAGUAUGAACCCACCCUCGGUAUAUGGAACACAAGCAUACCAAGGUGGAAAUCAAGGCCUUACUCACCCAAUGCAACAACAGCAACAACAACAGUUCACCCUUCAGCAACAGCGCCCAAUGCAGCCCCAGGCCCCAGGUCAAGGCACGGCUAUCCUUCAGCACCCGCUUCAGGCUGGCACCCAACAGCAACAGGGAGGUCAGAUGAACCAGGGGAUCCCGAUGUCGCAGAUGAGCCAAGGCAUGCAGCUGCCUGUGAUGAAUCAGGGGGGACAGAUAUCUCAGAUGAGUCAAAGUGGUGCAAUGACACAGAUUAACCAAGGUCAGAUCAGCCAGAUGAGUCAAGGGGGGCAGUUGAAUCAGAUGAACCAGGGGGGACAAAUGUCGCAGAUGAACCAGGGUAUGCAAAUGCCACAGAUGAGUCAAGGGGGACAAAUGCCACAGAUGAACCAGGGGGGACAAAUGACUCAAAUGAGCCAAGGAGGUGCAAUGACACAGAUGACUCAAGGCCAGGCGGGACAGAUCAGUCAGGGAGGGCAAAUACCACAGAUGAACCAGGGGGGACAAAUGCCACAGAUGAACCAGGGGGGACAAAUGACUCAAAUGAGCCAAGGAGGUGCAAUGACACAGAUGACUCAAGGCCAGGCGGGACAGAUCAGUCAGGGAGGGCAAAUAUCACAGAGCAUUUAUCAACAACAACAGAUGACCAAUAGGGUCAACAGUUUGAAUGCAAACCAACAAUUACUAGUCAAGCAAAGAUUGCAGAUGGUUUUAAAGCAACAACAGCAGCAGCAACAACAACAACAACAACAACAACAGCAGUUACCUCAAGAGAUAAUGAGGCAUCUAAGGCAAUUCCAAGGUGGGUCUCAGGAUAUAGGAGUACAGCACCAAUUCACUACUGGACAAGACAUGAACCAGCUUCAGAGGCAGAUGUCUGCACCUUCAGAUGUUGGCAUGCAGCGUCAAGUAUCACAAGAUAUGGCCUCAUUCCAGCGCCAGCUUUCCGCUCCAGGUGGUGUUCAAGAUUUAACACAGCAACAACAACAACAGCAGCAAUUUAACAACUCUCAAUUUCAGCCAGGACAAUUUUAGCAGUAACCUCUAAAGGUUACUUUCUAUAAAUUCCCGUUUAAGACAAAAAAAUGUUUUUAAAACACUCUAGAGUGUCGCCUUCUAAAUAGCCACGCUUAAUUUUUUUUAUCUGAGUCAAUAAGGCUGUGUUAUUGUUAAGUUGAUUUUUAUCACUAGAUGAUUCAAAAAAUCUCAAAGGCACAACAUGUCAGACACAAAGUAUUGGGAAAUUCUUUUCCACAGCUCGUGCCAUUUAGUUCUACAAACACUGGAUAGAUAAACUUAUUAUAGCAGUCACUUAAUAUCAUUAAUAUUGCAGCUGUAUAAAUAUGACUGGCAUUUAGCAAUUGUAAAAUUUAGAUCUGUAUGGUGUAUUGCCAUAGACAAUACCUAGGAAAUGUACAUAAAAUAAAUAAAAUCAAAUGAAGCAGGGGAA
Nematostella vectensis (starlet sea anemone) is the source of this 7737-nucleotide messenger RNA. RefSeq names its product mediator of RNA polymerase II transcription subunit 12-like protein. Bases 45 to 7322 code for a protein of 2425 amino acids. Lineage: Eukaryota; Metazoa; Cnidaria; Anthozoa; Actiniaria; Edwardsiidae. Gene Ontology annotation, molecular function: transcription coactivator activity. The record is from RefSeq and is a predicted model, not a curated record. Gene Ontology annotation, cellular component: mediator complex. The transcript is spliced from 43 exons. Gene Ontology annotation, biological process: regulation of transcription by RNA polymerase II.